This is a messenger RNA of Bursaphelenchus okinawaensis, 727 nucleotides long. The record is from the annotation of a GenBank genome assembly. Lineage: Eukaryota; Metazoa; Nematoda; Chromadorea; Rhabditida; Aphelenchoididae.
AUGAUAUCAGACGAUAUAAGUGGCGGAACGGAAUGCUUCCCAAUCCCGGCUGUCAACAACUACGAUGACAAGCCUUUGCCCGAGUUCACCUACAUAACGAGCUCAAUAUACGAGGCAGAAUCAGAUCGAAUGUAUCAAAAGACAGAAGCAGGGCAUAAGACUAUAGUGCAUCACCUGCUCUUUGAUGAUGAAGGCCGAUUUAAUGAGAAAGCACUUCGAACUCAACUGAAAAUACAGGUAAGGGUCAAGCUUGUGUUAGUCAACAGAUUAAGGUUCGCUUCUUCUAAUUAUGUUUUUACUAGUUUUUGGAUACAUAAUUGGUCUUUUUCAGGUAUACUGUAAAGCGGAACAGUUUUGGGGCGUGAGGACAUUGCAAACGAUUCCCCGAGGCCAUAUAAUUGGAGAUUAUGUCGGGGAAGUGACUCGGAACAGAGUGGACGACACCGUGGACAGUUAUAUCUUUGGCAUAUCAGAGGGCGAGGAUGAGUGGUUUGUGAAUGCCUACAGGAAAGGCAACUUCACCCGCUUUAUUAACCAUUCGUGCAACUGGAACACUGAUUCUUUGCUCUUUUCGGUCGACGGAAGGAUACGAGUCAUCCUCUACACUAAUCGCGACAUUAGGAUGAACGAGGAGAUUACUAUCGACUACGGACAGGAAUGGUGGCAGCACAACUACGCCCUCAAGUGCCUAUGUAAGCAAAGUAAUUGCGACUACAAUAAACGUUAG